UGCAUUAACCUCGGAAUUCACAAACGUUUUCGGACAAACAAACCCAUCAAAAUUAUCCAAAAUAAAAGAAAUUUAUUACUACCAUUUCCUAGAAAACCUUCUAUCCCUGCAUUAAACCCUUCUGUAAGCGUACCCACAACUAUCAAACAGAUAAAUAUAUUUAUUGCAGAUCAUCUCUCUCUCUCUAAAAUUCCUAAUCAAUGGGCGUAGCAAUGCACGUAAAGUCGGACUCGGAGGUGACGAGCCUCGACGCGUCGUCGCCGCCGCGCUCGCCGCGGCGGCCGCUCUACUACGUGCAGAGCCCGUCGCACUCGCAGCAGCACGACCUCGAGAAGAUGUCGUACGGCUCCAGCCCCUUCGCCUCUCCCCCCCACCACUACCACUACCACUGCUCCCCGAUUCACCACUCCCGCGAGUCCUCCACCUCCAGAUUCUCCGCCUCCCUCAAGAACCCCCGCCACUCCUCCGGCGCCGGCGGCUGGCGCCGGAUGCACCGCAAGUACGACGAGGUCGGCGCCGAGGCGGAGGGGGAGGAGGAGGGAGAAGGCGAGGAUGAGAGAGAAGAUGGUGCCCAGGUGCGAUUCUACGUGGCGUGCUUCCUGCUCUCGUUUGUGGUGCUGUUUUCUAUAUUUUCUUUGAUUCUUUGGGCUGCGAGUUUCGCUUACAAGCCCACUAUAAUCGUUAAGAACAUUUUGUUUGAGAAUUUUUAUGUACAAGCUGGGAUGGAUGCCAGUGGGGUGCCAACGGAUAUGCUAACCUUGAAUUCAACGGUCAAGAUCUUCUACCGCAACCCGGCCACCUUCUUUGGCGUCCACGUCACCUCCACGCCCCUCGAGCUUCACUACUUCGACCUCAAAAUCGCGUCUGGUCAUAUGGCGAAGUUCUACCAGUCGAGGAAAAGUGACCGGAAGGUGAUAGCAGUGGUUCAAGGGCGGCAGGUGCCGCUGUAUGGAGGGAUACCGGCUCUGGCCGUUGCUAGAGGCCGCGUGGACGACAUGUCCGUGCCACUAAACCUAAGCUUUGUAAUAAGAUCGAGGGCGUACAUCUUGGGAAGGCUGGUGAAGCCCAAGUUCUACAGAAGAAUUUUGUGUGAAGUUACUCUAAGAGAUUGUGCCCUCGAAAAGCAAGUGCAAGGACCUCAAAACCACUAAACGCAUCUCGGAUUCGAGUCGGGCUUUCGGCUACCAACACUGCUUUCGUCUCAACACUGUCGCCCAGCCCGCCCUUCAUCACGGGUAGGAUCCACAAAAGGCUACAGUAAGCAAGCACGGCGGCGGAGCCAACAGCCGCGACGGAGGCCAACGAGUUGAGGUUGGGGAAGAAGUGCGCCACGAAAAUGGUGAAGCAGAUGAACACCAAGAAGCAUUCAAUCCCGGUCAAUUUGGAGGCGGCGCAGCCGGGAUUGCCGUCGCAGAUGGAUUUGAGGAACAUUUUCAUCACGGCGCCUCCCAUGAUUAUGUACAACACGCACGUGCCGCCGGAUAGGUACAUUGUUGGGAAAAUUGCUAGCAAUUUCCCUAGUUUUUCACCUAUGUUUUUUCCAUACAUAUAUUAGAGUUAGUUUUAUGAAAUGAUUAAUUAUAUAUUUUUGAGAAGAAAA
Molecule: messenger RNA, 1600 nt
Organism: Salvia miltiorrhiza (redroot sage)
Lineage: Eukaryota; Viridiplantae; Streptophyta; Magnoliopsida; Lamiales; Lamiaceae
Exons: 5
Coding region: 201-1151 (316 amino acids)
Source: RefSeq, a predicted model, not a curated record